AUGGCCUCCUCGUUAUUUUACUUUUUCUAAUCUACCUAUCUCUCUACUGUGCCAAACCAUAGAAAUAAGACAUUUCUUCUUUACUUCAACCUCUCUUCCUCGUCUUUAUCUCUCUUCAAACAAACAGACCGGUAAAAAAAAUGGCGAAAAGGAAAAAUCAUGCUGUAGACACUGGUGAAAGCAGUGAUAAUGAUAGCAUCAACAAUCAAUCUUGGAUGCAAAGUGCUGAUAUUCAAACUUCUCAACAUCAUCCUCUUGGAUGGGUUGCAAGAGCUGAGAAAUGCUUCAAGAAACAAAUGCAUGCAAAAACUAUUGAACUUGAAAAGCAUAAGGGUAUACAACAAAAUUUGGAAGUUGAGCUUCAACAACUAAAAACAUCACUAAACGUGUUGAAGAACUUUGAAGAAGAUGAUGUUGAGGAGGAGGUUGACUCAGAGUUUUUCAACAAGGUUAACGCUUUGGAGAGUGAACUAAUGGAAAAAGAAGCGUUGAUUGAAGAACUUGAAGCAUUCAAUCAAGUUCUAAUAACUAAAGAGCGUGAUCUAAAUGAUGAGUUGCAGAAUGCACGAAAAACUUUAAUCAAUGGUAUUGAGGAAUUAUCUGUUCCAAAUAAUAUUGCUGUGAAGAGAAUGGGCGAACUUGACAGCAAGCCAUUCCUCGAAGCAAUGAAGAAGAAAUAUAAAGAGGAGGAAGCUGAAGUGAGGGCUGCGAACUUGUGUUCAUUGUGGGAAUUCCAUAUGAAAGAUGCAGAUUGGCAUCCAUUCAAAUUAGUCACUGUUGAUGGCAAAGAAAGGGUAAUUAUUGAUGAUGCGGAUAAAAAGCUAAAUGGGCUCAAGAGAAGCGUUGGUAAAGCGGCAUAUAAUGCGGUGGUGGCAGCUCUAACAGAGUUAAAUGAAUGCAAUCCUAGUGGGCAAUAUGUAACCUCAGAAUUAUGGAACUAUGCUGAGGACAGAAGAGCAACUCUGCAAGAAGGAAUACAAUGUCUGUUAGACAACUCAUCAAACAAACGCGAGAAGGGAAAAGAAACAAUGGGAAGCCAUGCUAAUAAAGUUUGAAUUAGAGGAAGGGUGAUUGAUGAUUAAGGAAAAGAAGAAACUCAAGAAAGUGUUUAGUUAAGGAAGACCUUUUGUUGCUGAUUAGACCUUUUGUUUAUAUAGAUAGCUUAAGGAAUUUGGGAAUACGUUGAACUAGUUAAUGUCACUGGACCGUUGGGAGAAUCCAACUGCAAAACUAUUAUCAGCUUUUGUAAACAUCUAUCUGUGUGGGACAAUCAAACUGAUGUUAACAGCUUUUGUAUUAACAACUUUUGUAUUAACAGCUUUUGUAUUAUCUAUCUCUAG
Messenger RNA from Vicia villosa (hairy vetch), 1340 nucleotides. Its product is annotated as protein INVOLVED IN DE NOVO 2-like. Lineage: Eukaryota; Viridiplantae; Streptophyta; Magnoliopsida; Fabales; Fabaceae. Gene Ontology annotation, biological process: gene silencing by siRNA-directed DNA methylation. The transcript has 5 exons. Bases 141 to 1055 code for a protein of 304 amino acids. The record is from RefSeq and is a predicted model, not a curated record.